AUUAAGAUGGCAAUCCCAUAAAAAAGAAUUCGACGAGCUGUGGACGAUUGCAAAUUAAGAAGUAAAUGCAUGAGACGGGUGUCCAGUGGGUGGAACUAAGAAGCUCGACGGCGGGGAGAGAAAGAGAGAGAGAGAGAGCAGCAACAGACGGCUGAUCCAGUUAUUCAGGUCCUUCAACAGAUGGCUGAUCCAGUUAUUCAGGUCCUUCUGGGGAGCCUAGUUAAAUUCCUGGAGGAGAAGGCUAAAUCCAUCUGUGAACUCCGUGACCAAGUGAAGGCGGUGGAAGCUGAACUAAGAAGGAUACGGUGCCUCCUCAAUGAUGUGGAGAGUCCUAGCGGGAAGAAACAAACGAUCAAGAAUUGGGUGAAUGAGAUGCGUCAGGUGGCCUGCGAAAUAGACGACGUCCUCGGUCCUAGACACCUUCCACGCAGAAGUUGAAAGCCAAUGUGUCAGGAGCGAUUUCGUGGCAAACACGAAGAGGUAUGUCCACAUGCCAAAGGUGAUGAAGGCCCGCUUGGAGAUAAGCUCCUCGAUUAACAAGAUCAGGGAGAGAAUCGGUACCAUCAGGAGUAGGGAGGACUUGGAUAUCCAGAACAUCGACAAGGGAGAAGACCCUGCGAGAGAAAGCUUGUUGGCUAGGAGGAGGAGGGACGCUUGUGAAGAAAACGAACAGAAUGAUGUGGUGGGACUAGAGAAGGAAAUCAACACGUUGGUGAAGCGAUUAAUUGAAGGGGAAACAAGACGCUGCGUGAUCUCCGUGGUCGGCCAAGCUGGGCUUGGCAAGACGGUUCUGGCCAGAAAUGUGUACAACCGUGUCAAGAGCAGCUUCAUCUCUGCUGCUUGGAUCCAUCUGUCGAAGCUCAAGACGAAAGAAGUUCUGAAAGAGCUGUGUACAGCCGUCCUUAGCCUUCCUGGAGACAAGAUAGGGCAGCAGAACGAGGAAGACAUGCGAGCGAGUAUACAAAAAGAAUUGAAGGAGAUGAAGUACCUGGUUGUUCUCGAUGAUGUAUGGACGCCUGAGGCAUGGGAUGCUGUUAGAGGAGCUUUGCCCGAUGGGAACACGGUAAGCAGAGUUCUGAUGACUACACGAGAUGUAGGGGUUGCUAAACACGCUGAUCUGCAGACUGACCCUUACAUGCUGCCCUUGCUGAACGAAAAAGACAGUCAUGAGCUGUUCCGCAAAAACGCGUUCCCCACGCCUCCCCACUCAUGCCCCCAUGAGUUGAAAAGUUUGGCGACCCAGAUUGUGCAAAAAAGCGGUGGCCUACCGCUAGCACUCGUUAACCUGGGAGCCAUUCUGUCUAAAAAAGAACCAACGGCUCGAACAUGGAAGCAUGUAGUUGCCGGUCUCGACUGGGAGCUUAACAAAGGUGAGAUCGCGAGCAUCCUGGACCUGAGCUUUGACUACUUGACUUCUGAUCUGAAAUCCUGUUUGCUUUAUUGCUGCGCAUUCCCGGGGAACUUUGAAAUCCGAGUCAGGAGACUAUUAAGACAGUGGAUUGCAGAAGGUUUUGUACAGAAACAAGGGAGAAGGAGACUGGAGGAAGUUGCCAUGGACUACUUGGUUGAAUCGGUCGAGAGGAGCCUGAUUCAACCUUGCAAAAGGAACUCCUUUGGGCAAAUCAAAUCGUGCCGAGUUCAUGAUGUUCUGCUUCAAAUGUUGGUAACUACAGCAGAGGAGCAGAAUUUCUUUCGAACUCACUCGGCGGCCGACGGACACCAUGAUCUGUCAAAUUGCCGCCGCCUCGCCGUCCACCAUAAUUGCCUUCAGCAAAGAACACAGACGCUGCUGCGUCUGACUCGCUCGUUCAUCUCCUUCCAAAAAAGUGAAGCACCAACCUGUUAUGAUCUAGUUGAGAAUUUCAAGCUGCUUAAAGUUCUAGAUCUUGAAGGUGUUCGCGGUGUAAAGAAACUGCCCAACGAGAUUGGAGAUUUGGUCCUAUUGAGAUAUCUGGGCCUGAGGAACACAUCAAUUGAAACGCUGCCCAGAUCCAUCAAGCAACUCCACAACCUGCAAACAUUGGAUCUGAGAACUUCUGCCAAUGUUAGUCUAUCACCAUCUAAAAUCCCGUUGAAGUACUUCAAGGCAAAGCAUCUAAAGUACAUGACCAGUCUAAGGCAUUUAUAUUUCGGGAAUAGACGCCACGAAAAUUUUAAUGCCAUGGAAGUUCCUGACGAUUUUGGAGCGAAGGGUGCCUUAAAGGAGCUGCAGACGCUAUCUUAUGUGAAGGCUGGUGGUUGGGUGGGAAAGGGUUUACCCACCAUGACAAGCCUCGAUGAUCCCUUAUUGGGAUUACAGACGUUGCAAUCGCUCAAGAGUUUGAGGCUCGUCAACAAUGCAUACAAUGGCAAGACAAUGGGAUGCCUAAAAGAUGGGUUCCCUAAUCUUGAAGUCUUGAACAUUGAACAUUUGGAUUCUUUAGCGGACAUACAUGUGGAAUCUGGAGCCUUUCCUCAACUCAAAUACAUGAGAAUUGCCAGUUGCAACAAUUUGGUUGAGAUCCCUGAAGGGUUGGGGACAAUGGGCAUUCUUAAGGAGCUGAAACGAUAG
Molecule: messenger RNA, 2551 nt
Organism: Nymphaea colorata (pocket water lily)
Lineage: Eukaryota; Viridiplantae; Streptophyta; Magnoliopsida; Nymphaeales; Nymphaeaceae
Product: putative disease resistance RPP13-like protein 3
Exons: 2
Coding region: 491-2551 (686 amino acids)
Biological process (GO): defense response to other organism
Molecular function (GO): ADP binding
Source: RefSeq, a predicted model, not a curated record